AUGGGAGAAUUAGAAGAUCUAGACGCACGCUUAGCAGAAGAGGUAGGUCACCUAUCUACUAAGUUAGUAACAGCUGUCAAUAAACAAGUUGAAUUAGAAGAAACGAUUCUAUCAUUACGUAAGACAGUUAAUAAUUUAAAACAAGAAAACUCAACAUUGGUUGAGACUGAUCGUAAUUAUCGAAUAAUUUUACCAAAAUAUAUGAAAUUACAAGAUGAUUAUAAGGAAUCUCAAGAAUUACGUAAUAAAGCUGAAACUGAAAAUAGUAAAUUAUCUGCUGAAGUUGAAGAAUUGACCGCUAGUUUAUUUGACGAAGCUAAUACAAUGGUUAGUAAUGCGCUGAGAGAGACUCAUAAUUUCAAGGUUAAGAAUCGGAAAUUAUAUGAGGAAAUUGAGGAGAAGGAUCGUAUCAUAGAAGAUUUACAAGACCAAUUACGGGAUUUAAAAGAUAUGUUUGUUAGGAUUGAACAACAACAAAGACAAUCAAGUGCUAAUACACCCAAGAUUGAACCAACUCUGGAUAGCUUUGAUCAAAUAUCAACAACAACCACUACCGUAGUGACUAAUGGCAAUAAUACCGCCGGGGUUGACAAUAAUAAUAAUAAUAAUAACAAUAAUGACGACAGUUUUUAUCAUUGGCAACAAUUACAAGCAAUUAUAUAUUCACCUCAUGUUAAUGCUAUACGAUUUGAUUUAGAUAAUUAUAAUCAAGAUUUCAAACAAUUUAUUUAUACUAUAAUUAAUCCAAAUUUCCAAUUCGAUUUAAUUCAUUUAAAACCAUUACCAUUCUUUAAGAAGAUUUGGCAUGAUGAAUUAGAAAAUAGUUUAUCCAUAAUCCCAGCCUUACCUGCUACAUCCACCUUAUUAAACCGUUGGCAAAAGGGGAAAACCUUUUGGGGUUCAUUGAUUGAAGGUCGUGUUUCAAUCGAACCAGUUAAAGGAAUAAAUGAGAGUUUUAAAAUAACAUAUCGAGGUUCAAUUCAUUCUAAUUCGUCACCAGUGGCAAUUCAAGAUCCAUGUGCAUUUUGUGGAGAAUGUCGGACUGAUAAUUUGGAACAUUGUCGAUUAUAUUGUUUGAAAUUAUAUGAAUCUCAUAAUAAUGAAGAUUUGAUUGUUAGUUAUCCAUUAUGUAAUUAUUGUGUUAUUAAAUUAAGAAAUUUAUGUGAUUUCUUUGCAAAAUUAAGACUUGUUCAUUCAAAUGUAUUUAAAUUAACUGUUACUACACCCAGAAUAGGAAUAAAUGGAGAAACAAUUGUAAUUCCAAAAGUAUUGGAUCAAGCUGAAGAAUCUAAAUUAAUUAAGAUUUAUAUUAUGUUAAUUUUAAUCAGAGGGAAGAUCUUUUGGAGUAAAUUGGGAUUUUGGGAUAAUAUAAAUCAAAUCCAUGAAAUUAAUCUUGAUGAAAUAGAAUAUGAAAGUUUUAGUUAUUUAAUUCCAAAAACAACAAGAAGAGCUAGUGAUGAAAAUGGUCGUGAUUCAAUUAACCAAACUCCAAUUCCUCUUCAACCUACUGAAGAAGAACAACAUGAACUUGAAGAGGAGGAAGCAAAACAAAGGCAGUCACAUGAACUUGAAGGCGAUGAAGCCAAGCAAAGACAGUCACACGAGGGGACGCCUGAGGAACAACACGAGGAAUCUAAAAGUGAUGUAGAUUCUAAUAGUGUUCGAGAAUUCGAUGGAGAUAUUCAUAAUAAGCAAAGUACUGAUGAAUCAAAUGAACCACGUCCGUCGAAUGAAGAAUCCUCUUUGGAUAGAUCAAAUUCGAGAUCGAAAGAGUUCAGAGAAAAGAUUGAUAAUGAAUUAGAUAAAACAUUAGAAAUGAUUGCAGAGAAUCUCGGACAAGUAGACUGA
This is a messenger RNA of Hemisphaericaspora subhashii, 1848 nucleotides long. RefSeq names its product guanine nucleotide exchange factor (gene SEC2). NCBI's taxonomy places the organism in Eukaryota, Fungi, Ascomycota, Pichiomycetes, Serinales, Debaryomycetaceae. The record is from RefSeq and is a predicted model, not a curated record. Gene Ontology annotation, biological process: exocytosis. Gene Ontology annotation, molecular function: guanyl-nucleotide exchange factor activity. The transcript has a single exon. The coding region runs from base 1 to 1848 and encodes 615 amino acids. Gene Ontology annotation, cellular component: cell tip; Golgi to plasma membrane transport vesicle.